Dromaius novaehollandiae (emu) is the source of this 2771-nucleotide messenger RNA. It is a transcript of the gene CCKBR, whose product is annotated as cholecystokinin B receptor. NCBI's taxonomy places the organism in Eukaryota, Metazoa, Chordata, Aves, Casuariiformes, Dromaiidae. The transcript has 5 exons. Bases 74 to 1390 code for a protein of 438 amino acids. Gene Ontology annotation, biological process: neuropeptide signaling pathway. Gene Ontology annotation, molecular function: gastrin receptor activity; neuropeptide receptor activity. Gene Ontology annotation, cellular component: plasma membrane. The record is from RefSeq and is a predicted model, not a curated record.
CUCGGCGGCUCCGGAGCGAGCGGGGCCGCGCGUCCCCUCGGCCGCCUGCGCCGGGCGGCCCCGCCGCGCCGACAUGGACCCGCGGCGCCUCAACGCCUCGCUGCAGGAGCUGCUCUGCCGCCCCGGCCCCGGCCCCGGCCCCGGCAACGCCACCGGCAACGGCACCGGCGGCGGCCCCGCCUGGAACGGCUCCGGCUGCGACCUGCCCCGCCGGGGCCUCCGCGGGCCCCCCGCGCCCAAAGACCUGGACCUGACGGUGCGCGUCCUGCUGUACGCGCUGAUCUUUGUGCUGAGCGUGUGCGGGAACGCCCUGGUCGUGGCCGUGCUGCUGCUGAACCGCCGCCUGCGCACCGUCACCAACUCCUUCCUGCUGUCCCUGGCCCUCAGCGACCUCAUGCUGGCCCUGUGCUGCAUGCCCUUCACGCUGGUCCCCAACCUCAUGGGCACCUUCGUCUUCGGGGAGGCCGUCUGCAAGCUCAUCGCCUACCUGAUGGGCGUCUCGGUGUCGGUCUCCACCUUCAGCCUGGUGGCCAUCGCCAUCGAGCGGUACAGCGCGAUCUGCAACCCGCUGCAGUCCCGCGUGUGGCAGACGCGCUCGCACGCCUGCCGGGUCAUCGCCGGCACCUGGCUCUUCUCGGCGCUGCUCAUGCUGCCCUACGCCGUCUACAGCACCACGCGGGCGCUGCCGGCCCACGGCGCCCACCCGCCCGCCCGCCAGUGCACGCACGACUGGCCCAGCGAGCACGUCCGCCAGGCCUGGUACGUCCUGCUGCUCCUCGUCCUCUUCUUCGUCCCGGGCGUGGUGAUGAUCGUGGCCUACGGGCUCAUCUCCCGCGAGCUCUACCGCGGCAUCCGCUUCGAGCUGGACGUCAAGGGGGAGGCGGCAGCCCGGUGCGGUGGCGCGGGGCCGGCGCCCGCCUGCGACGAGGGCGACGGCUGCUACCUGCAGCUCUCCCGGCCGGGCGGCGUGCUGGAGCUGCGGGCGCUGGGCGCGCAGCAGGACCGGGCACGCAUCAACUCCUCGGAGGCGAAGCUGGUGGCCAAGCGGCGCGUGAUCCGCAUGCUGGUGGUCAUCGUGGCCAUGUUCUUCCUCUGCUGGCUGCCCAUCUUCAGCGUCAACACGUGGCGCGCCUUCGCCCCGCGGGCGGCCCAGCGGGCCCUCUCCGGGACGCCCAUCUCCUUCAUCCACCUGCUCUCCUACAUCUCCGCCUGCGCCAACCCGCUCAUCUACUGCUUCAUGAACCGCCGCUUCCGCAAGGCCUUCCUGGCCACCUGCGCCGGCUGCCGCCGCGCCUGCCCGCGCCGCCCGCCCGACGACGACCUGGCCCACGCCACCGCCUCGCUCUCCAAGUUCAGCUACACCACCGUCAGCAGCCUCGGCCCGCCCUGAGCCCCGUGCCCCCGGGCUCCGCGCCCCGGCCCCGCCGCGCACCCGCCGCCCCACUGGCCCUGCCACCCCUCCGUGCACCCCGACACGUGCCAUGCACCCAGCCCCAGAGCAGCCCCAGCGCCCCCCACGCCUCCGUGCACCCCGACACGUGCCGUGCACCCAGCCCCAGAGCAGCCCCAGCACCCACCACGCCUCCGUGCACCCCGACAUGUGCUGUGCACCCAGCCCCACAGCAGCCCCAGCGCCCCCCACGCCUCCGUGCACCCCGACACGUGCCGUGCACCCAGCCCCACAGCAGCCCCAGCACCCACCACGCCUCCGUGCACCCCGACAUGUGCUGUGCACCCAGCCCCACAGCAGCCCCAGCACCCCCUGUGCCUCUGUGCACCCAGCACUCACUGUGCACCCAGCCCCACAGCAGCCCCAGCACCCCCCAUGCACCCAGCACCCCCCGUGCACCCAGGCCCACAGCAGCCCCAGUGCCCCCCACGCCUCCGUGCACCCCGACACAUGCCGUGCACCCAGCCCCACAGCAGCUCCAGCACCCACCAUGCCUCCGUGCACCCCGACAUGUGCCGUGCACCCAGCCCCACAGCAGCUCCAGCACCCCCUGUGCCUCUGUGCACCCAGCACUCACUGUGCACCCAGCCCCACAGCAGCCCCAGCACCCACCAUGCACCCAGCACCCCCCGUGCACCCAGCCUCAGAGCAUCCCCAGCAGCCCCCACACCUCCGUGCACCCCGACACGUGCCGUGCACCCAGCCCCACAGCAGCCCCAGCACCCCCAUGCACCCAGCACCCGCUGUGCACCCAGCACCUUCCAUGCCCCUGGCUCUUUCGUGCCUCCCUGCACCCCAGCACCCUCCCUGCGCCCCAGAGCUCGCUGUGCCUCCGUGUGCCUCCAGCACCCUCCGUGCACCCCAGCACCCAUCACACCGCCGUGCAUUGCAGCUCCCUCCAUGCGCCCCAGCACCCUCCCUGCGCCCCACGCCCCCGCGUGCCCCCGGCACCUCCAGCCCCGGCCCGGCCCUGGCACCCCCGUGCGCCCCGGCGGCACCCGCGCCCUCCAAACCCCGGUGCCGCCGGCGCCCGGGAGAUGCCGCCCGGGCAGAGCCCGCAGGGGAGCCGGGGCCGGGCUGGGGGCCGGGGGGCUGGGGCUGCCCGUGCCCUGCCCGGGGUCUGCGGUGCCGGGGCCGGGGGGCACCGGGGACAGGCCCCCCCCGCCCCAUGCAGCCGGGUCUGCGCUCGGCCAGGCUGCCCCGUCCGGCCCCGGGGACCGGCCCCAGCGCGGCGGCGGCCGGGGACGGCGGGGACACGGCGCCCCGGGGCCUCCCCGCUCCGCUCCCGCGGGCUCCGGCUGCAAUAAAGCCUUGACCUCGU